GCUUAGAUUUGAUUCUACAAAAUACACACAUAUCUUGUGAUUGAUUCUGCUAAAUCAUAAACAUGACAACAAUAAAAGUUCAUGGAAGCCCCUUAUCAACAGCCACCAUGCGUGUUACUGCAACUCUUUAUGAAAAACAGAUUGAAUUUGAGUUUGUUGACAUUAACCUGAGGAAUGGUGAUCACAAAAAGGAACCUUUCAUAUCACUCAAUCCAUUUGGUCAAGUUCCAGCAUUUGAAGAUGGAGACUUAAAACUCUUUGAAUCGAGGGCGAUAACACAAUAUAUUGAUCACGAGUAUGGUGAUAAGGGUACUAAGUUAACAAUCAGUGACUCCAAGAAGAAGGCAAUAAUGGGGUUAUGGUCAGAAGUUGAAAGCCACCACUUUGAUCAAGUAGCAACAAAACUUGUUUGGGAAUUGGGGUUCAAACCUUUAUUUGAAAUACCUUUGGAUACAAAAAUUGUGGAAGAGAAUGAAGCUAAGUUGGAUAGUAUUCUUAAUGUGUAUGAGAAAAGAUUGUCUGAGUCCAAAUAUUUGGGAGGUGAGAGUUUCACCUUGGUGGAUCUGCAUCACUUACCUUGUCUUCAUUACUUGAUGAAGUCACAGAUCAAGAAGUUGUUUGAAUCAAGACCCUAUGUUAGUGCUUGGGUGGCUGAUAUCACUGCAAGACCAGCUUGGUCUAAAGUCAUUGCCAUGAUACCUAAUUAAGUCAUGUCUUGUAUAUGGUGUUAUUAUGUUGGGUGUUGUUUGAUAGUUUAAGAAACAAUUUUUGUUGUUUCCUAAUUGUCAGUUUUUAAGUGUAUUGUAAGUGGAAUAAUAACUAUAGUUCUUGAUU
Messenger RNA from Trifolium pratense (red clover), 834 nucleotides. RefSeq names its product glutathione S-transferase-like. Gene Ontology annotation, cellular component: cytoplasm. Gene Ontology annotation, molecular function: glutathione transferase activity; glutathione binding. Bases 63 to 707 code for a protein of 214 amino acids. The record is from RefSeq and is a predicted model, not a curated record. The transcript has 3 exons. Lineage: Eukaryota; Viridiplantae; Streptophyta; Magnoliopsida; Fabales; Fabaceae.